AUGGAUCAAACUCGUGCCAAUAAUUCCCUCGCGCCCUUCAUCGCGCUGGCCAAAUCAGCCAACUCUCCGCGAGCAGCAGCGGACCUCGUGACGCAGGCAACCUCAGCACCAAACACAUACAUCUUCGCCGAACUGCUACAGCAGCCAAACAUCCAGGCUCUUGCAGAAAACGAGCAAUAUGGCGUCUACUUCAAAGUCCUUCAGCACUUCGCCUGGGGCACAUUGGAGAGCUACAGAGGUCGGUCUCGUCAUCUUCCAGGCACCACUCUUCCGACUGACAUCUAUCACAGCAAACCCCCUGCCCGAACUCACAGAUGCCCAACUGCUGAAGCUCCGCCUCCUCUCGCUCCUCACCAUCGCAUCCCAAAAGUCGACAACAUCCUCAAACACUUCCAACCUAAGCUAUCAGUCCCUCUGCGCUCAACUCGGCCUCUCAUCCCCCAUCGACCUCGAACACCUCGUCACCGAAGCCCUCUACCAGAACCUCAUCACCGGAACCCUCAAUCCCGCUGCUCAAACAGUAAUCAUCACCUCCGUCGCCCCACUCCGCGACCUAGCACCGGGAAGCGUGCAGAGCAUGAUCGCCGAGCUACAAGCCUGGAGCGGACGCUGCGACUCCGUACUCGCAGACCUGGAAGCCGAGAUCAGGAAGGUCAAAACAGAGGCAGGAAACCGAGCGAAGAGAGAGGCAAGGGCAGAGAAGCAGAUCAAGGCAGUGACAGACGUGGGAGAAAAGGGCGGUAGCGGCCCUGGAAGAGUUCUCGGGACGAAUAGCUCGGGUCACAACGUAAGGGGUGCGACGAAGCGGGAUCAGGCGGAUGACGAUUAUGAAGACGACGAUGCUAUGGACGUUGACGAAGCACCUCGGGCUCCAAGUGGUCGGAAGAAGAGCAGUGGAUCGAGUAGUGGCUUACUCAAUCGUCUGACGCGUGGUAGCAGUGGGCGCGGUUGA
Lecanosticta acicola is the source of this 952-nucleotide messenger RNA. The record is from the annotation of a GenBank genome assembly. NCBI's taxonomy places the organism in Eukaryota, Fungi, Ascomycota, Dothideomycetes, Mycosphaerellales, Mycosphaerellaceae.